Molecule: messenger RNA, 2262 nt
Organism: Procambarus clarkii (red swamp crayfish)
Lineage: Eukaryota; Metazoa; Arthropoda; Malacostraca; Decapoda; Cambaridae
Source: RefSeq, a predicted model, not a curated record
UGCAAACGUAAACGCUAUAUAAAAGCCAGUGGAACCUGGAGCUGGCCAGUGUUCCAAGGCGGCGUUGCGAAGGAGUGUGUGUGUCUGAGGCGCAGCUAAUUUUCCAACCCACGUUUAGAAGCCUUACAGUUAUGGAGGGUGUUACGUGUGUAGUUCUUGUUGUGUUUUUGGUACUGACAACUGUGAUAGCAGCGCCGCAAAGCCUGGAUCCGGACAAGAUAUACACACCGGAUGAUAUAGAAGAACUUAACAGAGCUAUAGCUCACGAGAAGUGCCUUAGGACACCUGGCUGUAAACCCAACAUCCUUCAGCAAGAUGAUAACGCCAGGUGCAAGCUGGGCGCCGGGGUGGACACCAUGCUCAAGGACAUGCGCGUCACCGUGCACUGCAACCCAUUGGCUAGCGAGGUUGUGUGGCCUAGCACGGGGCAGUGUGUCCGCCUCCUCACCCAGGGGCCCUGUCCCCGGGGUCAAUGGGUCAAACUUACCACUUCAGAAUUCAAGCCUGUAUGUGAACCGGUGCCUUGUGGGGUGGGCCAAGCAGCCACGAAAAAUGGGGCGUGCCUGAGCACCAGGACCGCCCAAGUUUGCCCACCCACCCAGCAGCUCAUCACUAAUGAAUUUGGUCAGGGCGAGUGUGACUGUGCCCCGGGCCUUGUUUACUAUGCCCCAACCAAAGCCUGCUACGCUCCCUACACCAAGGGUCCCUGUCCCAACGGCCAAGUUCUCAAGGUGAUGGAUGAGGGUGUGAGCGGAAGAGUACAGUGUGUGGCCAAUCCUUGUCCUAAAUCCAGCAUGGCCAUGGUGGACAGCAAGUGCAACCUGAGGUCCCAAACGGGCCCGGACACUACCUGCCACAUGCUCAACACUCCGGGGCCCUGUACCUCCGGGCUCUUCGCCGUAGACAACAUUAUCUCCGAGCCCAUUUGCGUUGAAACACACAGCAUCUUCAACCUACCCAAUCUGGUGGGCUGUCCGCGAGGCUCCAUCAGGGACAUGCGUGGUCGCUGUCGGCGCAACUUGGCUGUGCCGUUCCGGGGUACGCCGGCCUUCGUCACUAGUAAUCCAGUAUCUAGGCCCGGUGGCAGUGUCUGUCCCCCCGGCCAGGCUUUCUUAGGUGGUAUCUGCUUCAUGCGAGCUUCUAGUCGCCCCUAGCACUCAUCAUCUCGAUCUUUAUAUUUUCUGUACAACACAGAGUUGUUGUUUUAGAUUCAGCUACUCAGAACAAAAGUUCCAAGUAUCAUGGGCUAUGGUGAGCCCGUAGUGGACUUACCUGCCGCAGGAGCGGGGCUGUAACUGUAACAGUCUUCGACUGACCCUAAUACAGUCUUACUGCACCUUGCAUCAUCACUCUCAUGUCCUUAACCUAAUGCAUUAGGGUGGUAUUUUAUAAACUGCUGCACAAAACGCCAUUGAAAAAAUCCUAUUAUCACGAUAUUAAAAAAAAAAUUAUUCGACGAUAUUAAUCUGGUAAAAGUAGGUGUUCACGGUACGUAAGUGUGAGAACGAGAAAACUAACAACCCUACAACCUUUAAAGAACAUGUACCAAAGCCAAAAGUUGGCCACUGCCAUCGCCCUAAUCGUGAUCUCUAAAAUCACCCCCGCACUCUAGAUGCUAUACCUAGUUCACACUCCAACCAAUCAUUGAGAUACAUUUUCUUUUACAAACAAAGUAGUCCUAAGACUGAAAAUCUUACUAGGGUACUCUAUGUGGUCGCAUAACGUAAGCGUGCACAGCUUUCUCGUUUUGCAAAGCAAUGAGCACAAAAUAAGUUUUAAAAUAUUUAUGUGCAGCGAUAAUGACGCAUGUUAACAGCUCACUCGGAGAGAGAGAGAGAGAUGCAAGAGGACUACCUUCUUAGGGAUGAUAACAUCUUACAUCACAUAAUCAAAAUGUUACAACUUCAUUAAUAUUUAAAGCAAAAUAUUACUUAAUUUUCAAAAUUUAAGGGUUACUUGGCUAUUUGGUUAAUCAGCCUAAGCCAGAAUUCAACCCGUCAUCAGACCAAGUCCAUUCUAUCCUGCGGCCAACCCCAAAGACGUAAAUGACAAAAUACAAUAUUGGGAAGGGGGGGGGGGAUAGAAGAAGACAAUAGGAGUGUACGUGGGUGCCCCACAAGGCUCCCCCGAUGCUACAUAUCGUUGUCUUCGACGCCGAGGGUCCUUACAAACGCAACCAGAGGUGGUACCCUCUAUAUAGAUGAUAAAAACAACUAUUAUUAUAGAUUUAUACAUAGUCAGGCUUAGAUCAGCCCGUCCUCC